ACAUUUGUACAAAGAAAAAGUUUUAAUUUAUUUUAGAACUAUUGUGAAAUAAAAAAAAUUAUUUUAGAACUUAAAAUUUGAAGGUUUUGAGAUGGAGAAUAACACAAAUACUCCUCCUCCUACUACUACUACUAGCACCCCCUCAAGCUCAACAGUUUCAAGAACUGUUCUUUUAAUUUUGAGGGUGUUAACUUUUGCUUUUCUUCUCAUUGCUUUCAUAAUCCUUGUCUUAACAAAGGAUGAUGAUGCUGAUAUCAAGUUCAAAGAUAUCCAUGCUUAUCGAUACAUGAUCUCGACAAUAGUAAUUGGGUUUGCAUACAAUUCUCUGCAAAUAGCACUUUCAAUUUUCAGUGUGGUAUCAGGAAAUCGUAUAUUAAAUGGUGAUGGAGGAUACAAGUUUGAUUUUUAUGGCGAUAAGAUUAUAUCGUACUUUUUACUCUCCGGUUCGGCUGCUGGAUUUGGUGCCACAGAAGAUCUUCAUAGAAUCUUCAAAGCAGCAGAAGAACCCUUAAACUCAUUCUUUGGAAAGGCUAAUGCCUCAGCUAGUCUUCUUCUAUUUGGGUUCAUAGCCACAGCCAUAGCAUCAAUUUUCACCUCCUUUGCUUUACCAAAGAAAGCUAAUUAAAUAGCAUCAAUUUCACUUCAUUUGCUUUCCCAAAGAAAGCUUAGUUUGAUGCACAAAAUGAUCUAUGUUCCUAGAUUCACAUUUUCUUUUCUGCUUGGUUUUAAUUCAUUAGGUUUCUUUGUUAGUCAAUCAAUUAUAUAUAUUUUUUGUAAUGAAUUUGUAUAAUCGUUCCAUAUUUUCUUAAAAUUUUAUUUCCCAUAAAUUGUAUUUGUUUUGAUAUUUUAAUAAAAUGAAUGAAUUCCUCUUUUAUUUUU
Trifolium pratense (red clover) is the source of this 879-nucleotide messenger RNA. Its product is annotated as CASP-like protein 4D1. Lineage: Eukaryota; Viridiplantae; Streptophyta; Magnoliopsida; Fabales; Fabaceae. The record is from RefSeq and is a predicted model, not a curated record. The transcript is spliced from 3 exons. Bases 92 to 625 code for a protein of 177 amino acids.